Molecule: messenger RNA, 2485 nt
Organism: Physcomitrium patens
Lineage: Eukaryota; Viridiplantae; Streptophyta; Bryopsida; Funariales; Funariaceae
Product: isoaspartyl peptidase/L-asparaginase
Molecular function (GO): hydrolase activity
Source: RefSeq, a predicted model, not a curated record
AUCGUCUUCAACCUGUUCCCGGGGGAUUUGCCGAACUCUCCAUAGCUGCGGCCUGGUUGGUUUCCAAGCAUAUUAAGCCGCUUGCCAUUGCCUCAUUGAAUCAGCUUCUCAUCGAUCCUUCUCCUCUCGUAUUUUGCAUCCUCCUUUUCUACUACAUUGUCGGGUCAUUCGUGGUUACCUUCACGCUGACUCUCACUGCGCAGCAGCAGCAACGCCAUUAUGUCCACGCGCCGUUGGCUGUGAACCAUUACAGCAUUUCAUUGCAUCUGCUUCAGCACGGACCGCUUCUUAAAGGUGGACACUGAUUCUAAGAUUCUCCUGGCUUGCCGUUAUACUCUCACUACUAGUGCUUCACAGCUUGGUGAACCAACCGGCCAGUUGCUCCUGCGUUUGGUCCUUCUCGUGACUGCAUCUCACUCCCUUCGCCGAGUCUGAGUUUUGGUGUUUCAGAGACGACGAUCUGAGAUUGUAGUAAUUUUGUUGCUGUCAGAGGAUUUUUACGUACGAUUCUUGUUGUGGCUACCAGGAAAUAGUGACGGUCGUGGCCAGUGUUCUUGCAAGAACUCAGGUGUAAUGUCCUGCUCCUACCUUCGCAGGCCUGGAGUUGUUGUAAAUAACAAAAUGUCAUGCAUCUGCCUUUAAAAGAAGUAUCAUCUUGUGAUCCGUUGCUGGUACGCAACACAUAUUCAAGAAGAAUAUCGUUUUGAUUUCGCUGAAUCGGUUGAGCUCAAGCUAUUGUAGGCAGCAUCUACCUUGAAGGCCUGCUCUGUGGAUCUUCGUGAUCUGCUUUGACUCCUCCGUGUCGGCUUUUUUUUCAUCAAAAGUUCGACCAUGGGAGCUUGGGCGGUUGCUUUUCACGGUGGAGCAGGGAUGAUUGCGAAAGAAAAGAUGACUGCCGAUUGGAAGAAGCGAACUGAAGUCGCUUUAUACGAGAUUUUAGCAAUAGGCAUUGCUGCGCUAAAAAAUAACCUCACUGCUGUAGAAGCCGUAGAGCUUGUGGUGAGAGCAUUGGAAGAGAACACGCUGUUCAACGCUGGCAAAGGGUCUGUGCUGACAAAUCAGGGCACCGUAGAGAUGGAAGCGAGUAUCAUGGACGGGAGAACAAAAGAUUGUGGUGCUGUUUCUGGUCUUUCCACUGUAGUUCAUCCAGUCUCGCUAGCUCGCCUAGUGAUGGACAAUUCUCCUCAUGUCUACCUUGCCUUCAACGGAGCAGAAGAGUUUGCGAGACAGCAGGGAGUUGAGAUGGCAGACACAGAAACCUUCAUCACGGAGGAGAACAGACAGAAGCUGGAGAUGGCAAAGAAAACAAAUUCUAUCGAGUUGGACCUUUGCGAUUACACACCAGGUUUAAUUAAUAGUAGGGGCGAUAAGUUCUCCUGUAACAACGAAAAUGGCAUCGUCCACCCUGAUCAUGAGCCUGUUGUGCACAGGGAACAUGAGUAUGCUAAGACAAACGGUCGUUUUGACUGUGGUCAUGUGCAUAGGAAAAAAGGUGCUCUUUAUCAGGCUUGUAAGGCAGAAUUUGAAACCGUAGGUUGCACUGCAGUGGAUUCUUUCGGGAACUGUGCGGCAGCUACGUCCACAGGCGGCCUUGUGAAUAAAAUGUCUGGGCGAAUCGGUGAUACGCCCAUAAUUGGAGCGGGAACGUACGCAAAUCACCUCUGCGGAGUGUCAGGAACAGGGCGAGGGGAAGAAUUCAUCAAACACACAGUUGCAAAAGAAGUUGCAGCCAUAAUGGAAUACAAGGAUCUUCCCCUUGGCAAGGCUGUGUACAAAGUAGUCCAUGAGAAGCUGCCAGAGAAUAUGGGAGGACUGGUUGCAGUCUCUGCCUCAGGCGAAGUAGCCAUGGCUUUCAACACUCCAAGUAUGUUCCGAGCAAGUGCACAGGAAGGAGGAGAUCGUAUGAUUGGAAUUUGGUAAACAAGCAUGUCCAGAUUAUGCAAGAAGCAGUUCUCAUCAUGUUCCUUGUUCAGUUUGGGGCAAGCUCAUGAUGAUCACCUCGAAGAACAACCUAUGGCGUUGUAAAGGCCGUCUCCAUGCGAGGGACUCUCCAUGAACAAUUUUCAUUGAGCUAGUGAACAAUUGUACAGGUACAUAUAUGCUUUAUCAUCCCUCCAGUUGAAAGGCACUGGCUCGGAUCAACGCAUGGGACAAUGAAUAAUUCUGCGUUCGUGGUUGGGGGACACUAACGAUCACUCUCAACCAGCGCUCAUGCUAUCCCUCAACCCCUCAUUGAAAAUGGCGAUGUAAUUUUCUUGUAUAGAACUCAUCGUGCAACGUCAUUUGGGGAUGGCCAAGACGUUCAUGUACAUACCACUAAUAUACUAGUUAAAUAUGAGUGUUAUUUUUUACUCAGUAAUGCGCAAGUUGUUUUCGUAACAACGCAGCAUUUAGAGCCCACUUCAUCAUGCUAUUCCAAAUGAGACCAUUCAUGCAUGUGCACAUGUUGUCCUGUUUUGAGCAACAUAACAUAACUUCUGGUAAA